AGCCAGCCACUCGAUUCAUCACAUUCGCCUUUGCACAUGUCAAAAAUCGAUGUGCGGUGCAUUUGUUGAUUAGUCGUAAGUCCACAGCCCACAGCCCACAGCCCGCAGCUAGCAGCCAGUCAUGUCCGAGCAGGUCAGCUACGAGGAGGAGUGCCAGCGCGCAGAGCUGCUCGGUCUGCAGCCGCCGGACAAGGCUGAAUUUGAGCGCAAACGCAGCGCACGGCUCGAACAGCAGCUGGCCGAGCAGGAGGCUGCCGAGGCAGUCAUGCUCGAGCAGCAGGGCGAGUCGCUGCGCAGCGCCGGCGGCAAGCUGGACGAGCUGAACAGCAUCCUGUCCAGCACGCAGCAGCGUCUGAAUCGCUUCAAGCAAACGGCCUGCGGCAGUCUGACAAACAUAUUUACGCGUGGCGGUAGUCUGAGCGGCGCCAGUGGCGCUAGUGCUUCCAUGGAUGUGCCCGGCUACAGCAUGGAGCAGUCAGCCGAGCCACCGCAGCCGCCCGUGCAAAGGCAGCCCCAGCCCAUGGCACCGCCCACAGCAGCAGAGGUGGCCGCUGCCAAGGCGGCCAAGCGCGCCAUGAUGGACAGCCAGCUGGACAAGCUGGACUCGCUGAUCAACAAGGCGGACAACGCGGAGCUGGCCAUGAGCGAGCAGACGAAGCAGAUGCGACGCAUCGCCAAGUGAAGGACGAGCAAGAAAUUUGUUGUUUUUG
Drosophila mojavensis is the source of this 710-nucleotide messenger RNA. Its product is annotated as formin-like protein. The coding region runs from base 122 to 682 and encodes 186 amino acids. NCBI's taxonomy places the organism in Eukaryota, Metazoa, Arthropoda, Insecta, Diptera, Drosophilidae. The transcript is spliced from 2 exons. The record is from RefSeq and is a predicted model, not a curated record.